AUGAAUAUACUUCUGGCAGCUGUCGGCAUUGGUGUUUACUUGGCUUCUGCAGAUCAACUUAUAGCAGUCGCAACCUACGCAAAAAUCGGUAACGAACUCCAUGCUCUCAAUAAUACUAGUUGGAUUGCCACAGCCUAUUUCCUGACACUCACAAGCGGACAGCCUCUCUAUGGCCAGCUCAGCGAUAUCUUUGGCCGUAAAUCAUGUCUGCUAUUUGCCUAUACCGUCUUUGCCAUUGGCUGUCUUGGCUGUGGUCUGGCUCAGUCAAUGGCCCAGCUCUGCAUUGCGCGUGCUAUAUCUGGCAUGGGCGGAGGAGGCAUGAAUUCUGUGGUCACCAUUCUACUUAGUGACCUAGUGCCACUGAAGGAGCGCGGAAUGUGGCAAGGAAAGAUCAGUCUUCUCUUCUUUGCUGGGACUGCUACGGGGGCUCCCCUUGGAGGAGUUAUGGCGGAUUCGAUCGGUUGGCGGUGGUCGUUCCUGGGUCAAGUACCGCUGUGUUUUGUCGCGUUCGUUGCCGUUUACUUUGUCUUGGACCUUCCAUCAGUAGAGCACGAUCACUGGUUCUCCAAGAUUCGAAAAGUUGACUUCCUCGGCGCCUUAACCCUCGUGACAGCCGUGAUCGCACUUCUAGUUGGGCUGGAUUCUGGGUCAAAUCGAGGCUGGUCACACAACAUCACCAUCAUUGCCCUGUCCUUGACUCCCGUGCUCUUCGGGUUGUUCGUCUUUGUCGAGCUCAAGGUUGCUUUGUAUCCGCUUGCUCCCGGGCAUGUCAUUUUUGAUCGCGCUCUUUUCUCUUCUUACAUGGUAAACUUCUCUGCCGUUGCUGGGCAAACCUCAGUAAUAUUCUACAUACCUCUUUUCUUCCAGGCUGUUCAGGGGCUAGGCGCUACUCAGAGCGGUUCACUGCUUGUCCCAGUGAUGAUGUUCACUGUUGCAGCCUCGAUUGUGAGCGGUUGGGUAAUCAAGAGAACCGAAAAGUUCUUCCUCCUAAACUUGUUUAGCUACGCCCUUGCGUUUGUUUCGCUUGCUCCUGUAUGUUGGGCCGUCUGGUACCGAUCGACCAUAUGGACAUCCAUUUCUCUCAUUGUUAUGGCCGUGGGGGCUGGUAGUGCCUUUAUCACAACACUUAUUGGUCUCCUUGCCAAUGCUGCAGUCGAAGAUACAGCUGUUGUCGUUGCAUCUUCCUACCUCUUCAAAGCUCUCGGCUCUAGCAUAGGCGUCAGCGUUGGAUCUGCCGUUCUUCAGCAAGUUCUUCGGACAGAGUUGAUUGCGAGACUUCCUGGCCAGGGCGAAGCUCGUGAGAUCGAAGAAAGGGUCCGGCAGAGUUUAGAGUAUAUCAAGGAAUUGCCACCCAAUAUCGCCGAUCAAUUCUAG
Molecule: messenger RNA, 1374 nt
Organism: Fusarium graminearum PH-1
Lineage: Eukaryota; Fungi; Ascomycota; Sordariomycetes; Hypocreales; Nectriaceae
Exons: 6
Coding region: 1-1374 (457 amino acids)
Biological process (GO): transmembrane transport; basic amino acid transport
Cellular component (GO): fungal-type vacuole membrane
Molecular function (GO): basic amino acid transmembrane transporter activity
Source: RefSeq, a predicted model, not a curated record